Molecule: messenger RNA, 1508 nt
Organism: Drosophila rhopaloa
Lineage: Eukaryota; Metazoa; Arthropoda; Insecta; Diptera; Drosophilidae
Product: bestrophin-4
Exons: 6
Coding region: 35-1507 (490 amino acids)
Molecular function (GO): chloride channel activity
Source: RefSeq, a predicted model, not a curated record
CGGAAUUGAAAUCAUUCAAUAAGAUUGUUCAGUCAUGACUGUAACAUAUACCUCACGCGUUAACACCUCGAGUGUUUUUAGCAACUUUUUGGGGUUGCUGGUCAGAUGGCGCGGCAGUAUUUAUAAGUUGAUAUGGCUUGAUCUGAUUGUGUUCUUUGGAUUGUAUUGCGUUCUAGCGAUUAUAUAUCGCCUGCUGAUGAACGAAGAUGGCAAAAAAAUUGUUAUGAACCGCUGGUGGGAGCAGUACACCACCAUUCCUUGGCCGGAUGGGAUUGCCAUUCUGAUCAGCACCAGUAUCCAUGGCUCCGAUGACAGGGCCAGGGUCAUGAGGCGAACCAUCCUAAGAUACGUCUGCCUGUGCCAGGUGAUUGUUUUCACCAUGAUUUCGCCGCGUGUGAAGCGUCGAUUUCCCACCUAUAACCAGAUCAUUGAGGCCGGCUUUCUGCUGGAGAACGAGAAGAAGAUCAUCGAGGCCCUGGACCAAGCUUUUCCGACUUAUCCAAAGCACUGGAUGCCCAUCGUCUGGGCUGGCAGUAUUGUGAUGAGGGCCAGAAGGGAGAACAAAAUCCGCGAUGACUACGCCGUUAAAACGAUCAUGGACGAGCUGAACCAGUUUCGCGGAUAUUGUGGUUUCCUGCUCUACUACGAUUGGGUCAGCGUUCCACUGGUCUACACUCAAGUGGUCACCGUGGCCACCUACUCGUUCUUCCUGUUCAGCCUGCUGGGACAGCAGUGGAGCGAGAAGAGGCACCGUGAUGAUGGACUUAAUAUUCAGAAGUGGUUUCCCAUCCUGACCGUUCUCCAGUUCUUCUUUUACAUGGGUUGGCUCAAGGUAGCCGAGACUUUAAUAAAUCCUUUUGGAGAGGAUGAUGACGACUUUGAGCUUAAUUGGAUAAUCGAUCGGAAUAUCACUGUUGCUUAUUGCAUUGUGGACGAAAUGCACCAGGAGCACCCGGAACUCGUUAAGGAUCAGUACUGGGAAGAGGUCUUCCCAAGUGAAAUUCGGUACGCUGUACCGGAAGCUUCUACUGCCCGUAUGGAAACCCAAUUCCAGAAAAGACAUCAUCAAGGAUCAGUUGGGUCGGUUUAUUCCCUUUCUCGGACUAAUCUUCCACGUUCCUUCUUGGGAAGACCAUCUGCCACUGGGAGCUACUCGGACUCAGUUCAAAUGGAGGAGGGCCCAUCGCGAGUUAACUUCAGUAAUAAUCUAUUGCCAUCAGAAAUGGAUGACCUGCACAGCUCCCGAAAACCGUCGCAAUCCACAAUUGAUUUCAACGAGCUCAUUGAGCAGCGUCGCCGUGAACGAAGGGAGCGAAUGCGCCACCGAUACAUGGAUAUGCGAAGUACCCAUCUGCGCCACGAUAUUUCCGGUGCUCCGUACACGGUCACAGUUCUUCGUCCUCCUUCUGAUCAAACUAUUUCGGAAGACCAGGAAGCCGGAGAGGAAGACCAGCAGGAUCCAUCGAGCAAGGCACCUCCUCCAAAUAAGACAGAAAAGCACGAUUAGA